Manihot esculenta (cassava) is the source of this 1301-nucleotide messenger RNA. Its product is annotated as PRA1 family protein H. NCBI's taxonomy places the organism in Eukaryota, Viridiplantae, Streptophyta, Magnoliopsida, Malpighiales, Euphorbiaceae. Gene Ontology annotation, biological process: vesicle-mediated transport. Gene Ontology annotation, cellular component: Golgi apparatus; endoplasmic reticulum. The record is from RefSeq and is a predicted model, not a curated record. Bases 191 to 898 code for a protein of 235 amino acids. The transcript is spliced from 5 exons.
GAUAGUUGAGAGAUUUUUCAUAAUUUUGGUGGAAAUGGUGUAAUUUGCAUUGUUAGAAAUAGUGAAUCUGUGCCUACUCUUUGAUACUGUGCAUUCUUAGUGCUCCCAAGAGAUCUCUUUCCGGCCAUGGAGACCGACGUUUCUCCAAACAAGGGGCGAGAGAAGAGACCAAAUUGCUUUACAAUUUACAAUGAAAUUCUCAGCUAACCCACUCGCUCUGAGCGUCCCAGACGCUGCCUUCGAAUCAUGGCUUCGCGACUCCGGCUACCUCGAAAUCCUCGACCACCGCUCCUCCUCCUCCCCCUCCUCCACCGCAACCACUACCACCGUUUCUGCCACCUCCAGCACUCCCGCCACCGCCACAAUAACUGGUGGAUUUUUCGUUUUUCUCUUCUCCCGUAUCCUUACCCUUCUCUCUCUAUUUACUCUUAACCCGCUCUCUAAGCUCACUACCGAUGAUUUCUCCGGUCAAACACCCUCCUGGACCUGCGCUUUUUUAGGGGACUGUGGGUCCUAUUCCUUCCCUUCCGGUACUGACCAGGCCAGGCUCCGUGUUCAUGAGAAUGUUAAGCGUUAUGCUAGGAACUACGCCUCUCUUUUUAUCCUCUUCUUUGCUUGCACUCUGUAUCAGAUGCCACUUGCUCUCAUUGGCUUGAUAUCAAGUUUGGCACUUUGGGACAUUUUCAAGUUCUGCAGUGAUAAAUGGGGAUUGGAUCAAUACCCUGUAACUAGGCAGGUUUUGCUUCGCACUGCUCAAUGUGCAACUGCCGUUAUUCUUAUUUGUUUAAACGUUCAAAUGGCUCUCUUCUGUGCCCUUGGUGUGAGCUAUGCAGUUAUGAUUUUGCAUGCUGCAUUUCGGAAGCUGACACCAGCAAAACUACCUUCUAGGCAAAGAUAAAAUGGGAUAAAUUUUUCAAAAUAGGCAGAGAGAUUAUUUGGUAAUUCGGCUUCAAGUGGAGAUACUCACCGCGAGAGAACAACAGGUCCUGUCCAUUCUGAUGUCAAAGGUCUAUUAAUCUUGCAGAUGGCAGUGGCCAGUAAAGCACUGUGACAAUCCAUUAUAUAGUUCCAAGUUCACUUGUACUGUGAAAUUACAAAUUAUUGAUUAUAUAUAAAUAUUUUUGUCUCUGUAGUAUCAGGUGUGGGGAAAAGCCUUGGAAACUAAAACAGUUUGGUACAUUAUCGUGAGAUAGCCUAGCCUCAUAAGAAUGCUUUACUGCUGCUCUAAUGAAGAUUGAAAUUAUGAUCCUAUGUAAUGCUGCAUUCUUGUUUAUAUGAUGGAAUUGCUUUUGAAGCUCCAA